Molecule: messenger RNA, 3585 nt
Organism: Rangifer tarandus platyrhynchus (Svalbard reindeer)
Lineage: Eukaryota; Metazoa; Chordata; Mammalia; Artiodactyla; Cervidae
Source: the annotation of a GenBank genome assembly
AUGGCCUCACAAGUCUUGGUCUACCCACCGUAUAUUUAUCAAACCCAGUCAAGUGCCUUUUGUAGUGUGAAGAAACUCAAAGUAGAGCCAAGCAGUUGUGUAUUCCAGGAAAGAAACUAUCCACGGACCUAUGUGAAUGGUAGAAACGUUGGAAAUUCUCAUCCUCCCACGAAGGGUAGUGCUUUUCAGACAAAGAUACCAUUUAACAGACCUCGGGGACACAACCUUUCAUUGCAGACAAGUGCUGUUGUUAUAAAAAACACUGCGGGUGCUACAAAGGUUAUAGCAGCUCAGGCGCCGCAAACUCAAGUGGAGGCACCUCAGAUUGGGGCGUGGCGGCACAGGUUCAGUUUCCUAGAAGGCCCCCAGCGAUGUGGAUUGAAGCGCAAGAGUGAGGAGUUGGAUAAUCAGAGCAGCGCAAUGCAGAUUGUCGAUGAGGUGUCCAUACUUCCUGCAAUGUUGCAAACCAACAUGGGGAACCCAGUGACAGUUGUGACAGCCACCACAGGAACCAAGCAGAACUGUACCACUGGAGAAGGUGACUAUCAGUUAGUACAACAUGAAGUCUUGUGCUCCAUGAAAAAUACUUACGAAGUCCUUGAUUUCCUUGGUCGAGGCACUUUUGGCCAGGUAGUCAAAUGCUGGAAAAGAGGGACAAAUGAAAUUGUAGCAAUCAAAAUUUUGAAGAACCACCCUUCGUAUGCACGUCAGGGUCAGAUAGAAGUGAGCAUAUUAGCAAGGCUCAGUACUGAAAAUGCUGAUGAAUAUAACUUUGUACGCGCUUACGAAUGCUUUCAGCACCGUAACCAUACUUGUUUAGUCUUUGAGAUGCUGGAACAAAACUUAUAUGACUUUCUGAAACAGAAUAAGUUCAGUCCCCUGCCACUAAAAGUCAUUCGACCCAUUCUUCAGCAAGUGGCUACUGCACUGAAAAAAUUGAAAAGUCUUGGAUUAAUUCACGCAGACCUCAAACCAGAGAAUAUUAUGUUGGUGGAUCCUGUUCGACAGCCAUACAGGGUUAAAGUAAUAGACUUUGGGUCAGCCAGUCACGUGUCAAAGACUGUUUGUUCAACAUAUCUGCAAUCUCGGUACUACAGAGCUCCAGAGAUUAUAUUGGGGUUGCCGUUUUGUGAAGCCAUAGACAUGUGGUCACUGGGAUGCGUGAUUGCAGAGUUAUUCCUUGGAUGGCCUCUCUACCCGGGAGCCUUGGAGUACGACCAGAUUCGAUACAUUUCUCAGACUCAAGGUUUACCAGGAGAACAGUUGUUAAAUGUGGGUACAAAAUCCACAAGAUUUUUUUGCAGAGAAACAGAUCUCUGCCAUUCUGGUUGGAGAUUAAAGACACUGGAAGAACAUGAGGCAGAGACAGGAAUGAAGUCUAAAGAAGCCAGAAAGUACAUAUUCAACAGUCUGGAUGAUAUAGUGCAUGUGAACACAGUGAUGGAUUUGGAAGGAAGUGAUCUUUUGGCUGAGAAAGCUGAUAGAAGAGAGUUUGUUGGUCUGUUGAAAAAAAUGUUGCUGAUUGACGCAGAUUUAAGAAUUACUCCAGCUGAGACUUUGAACCAUGCUUUUGUUAAUAUGAAGCAUCUUCUUGAUUUCCCUCAUAGCAACCAUGUAAAGUCCUGUUUUCAUAUUAUGGAUAUUUGUAAGUCCCAUCCAAAUUCAUGUGAUGCAAAUAAUCACAAUAAAACUUCACUUUUAAGACCAGUUGCUCCAAGCAGUACUACUAAUUUGGCAGCAAAUUUUACUAAAAUUGGCACAUUAAGAAGUCAGGCAUUAACCACAUCUGCUCAUUCAGUUGUGCACCACGGGAUUCCUCUGCAGGCUGGAACCGCUCAUUUUGGUUGUGGUGAUGCUUUUCAGCAGACACUGAUUAUCUGUCCCCCAGCUAUUCAAGGUAUUCCUGCGACACAUGGUAAACCCACUAGUUAUUCCAUAAGGGUGGAUAAUGCCAUUCCCCUUGUAACUCAGGCCCCAGCUGUGCAGCCACUGCAGAUCCGACCAGGAGUUCUUUCUCAGACGUGGUCCGGUAGGACACAGCAGAUGUUGAUACCUGCCUGGCAACAGGUAACACCCCUGGCUCCUGCUACUACUGCAUUAUCUUCGGAGGGUGUGGCUGGUUCACAAAGGCUCGGAGACUGGGGGAAGAUGAUUUCACACGGCAAUCAUUAUAGCUCAGUGAUGCCACAACCUCUUCUAACUAAUCAGAUCACUUUAUCGGCCCCUCAGCCAAUUAGUGUCAGCAUUGCACAUGUUGUUUGGCCUCAGCCAGCCACUACCAAGAAAAAUAAACUGUGCCAGAACAGGAGUAAUUCAUUGCAGAAUACCAAUAUCCCACAAUCAGCAUUUAUUUCCCCAAAGACAGUAGCUGGGAAAGAUGUCGAGGAAGUAAGUUGUAUAGAAACACAGGACAAUCGUAACUCAGAAGGAGAGGCAAGAAAUUGUUGUGACACAUCCAUCAGGCAGGACUCUGAUUCAUCAGUUUCAGAUAAACAGCGACAAACCAUCAUCAUUGCUGACUCCCCGAGUCCUGCGGUGAGCGUGAUCACCAUCAGCAGCGACACCGAUGAGGAAGAGGCGUCCUCGCAGAGACAUUCACUCCGAGAAUGCAAAGGUAAUCUGGACUGUGAAGCUUGCCAGAGCACUUUGAACAUCGAUCGGAUGUGUUCAUUAAGUAGCCCAGAUAGUACUCUGAGCACCAGCUCCUCGGGGCAGUCCAGUCCAUCCCCUUGCAAGAGACCAAACAGUAUGUCAGAUGAAGAACAAGAAAGUGGCUGUGAUACUGUGGAUGGCUCUCCAACAUCAGAUUCUUCAGGACAUGACAGUCCAUUUGCAGAGAGCAGUUUUGUGGAGGACACUCAUCAGAAUGCAGAAUUGGUAACUUCUACUAACACAGAAACCAAACCAACUGUUUGUACUGUUGUGGUGCCACCAAUGGGACUGGAAAAUGGAUUAAAUGCCGAUGAGCAUAUGGCAAACACAGAUUCUAUAUGCCAGCCAUUAAUAAAAGGACGAUCUGCCCCUGGAAGAUUAAACCAGCCUUCCACAGUUGGUAAUCGUCAGCAAAAAUUGACAUCAGCAUUCCAACAGCAGCAUUUGAAUUUUAGUCAGGUUCAGCACUUUGGGUCUGGGCAUCAGGAGUGGAAUGGAAACUUCGGACACCGAAGGCAGCAAGCUUAUAUCCCUACUAGCGUUACCAGUAAUCCUUUCACUCUUUCUCAUGGAAGUCCUAAUCACACCGCUGUGCACGCCCAUCUGGCUGCAAGCACGCACCUCGGAGGACAGCCUGCUCUACUUCCAUACCCGUCAUCAGCUGCCCUCAGUGCUGCACCUGUGGCCCACCUCUUAGCCUCUCCAUGUACCUCAAGGCCUGUGUUACAGCAUCCGACUUACAAUAUCUCCCAUCCCAGUGGCAUAGUUCACCAAGUCCCAGUGGGCAUAAACCCCCGUCUGUUACCAUCCCCAACCAUUCAUCAGACUCAGUACAAACCAAUCUUCCCACCACAUUCUUACAUUGCAGCAUCACCUGCAUAUACUGGAUUUCCAUUGAGUCCAACCAAACUCAGCCAGUAUCCAUAUAUGUGA